GCCCGAGUUGCUAAGUUGCUCACCUGCUCCGGACACUCACCUGCCCAUGCAUUCUGACCCCCUCCAGAUCCCUCGUUCUCUUCCUGCGUUUUCUUCUACUUUCCGGUCCAUUGCACUUGUCUCCUCAGUCCUGAAUCCUUUGUUUAUCGAUUGCCAGAGGCACCAGGAAGCGAACGCCUGCCUUGGGAAUCCCCAAUCUAUGGCUAUUGCCAGCUCCGCCCUCAAAGAGCGGUAACUGUCGGAUACCGCUUUCAUACGCCCGGCCUCGAGCCUGCCCCCCUCACCAUGGAGCUCGUGCAGAAAGAACAUGAGAGACUCGUAAAGAAGACCAACGCCGCUCAAGGCCUCAGGUCGGUACAAAACUCGAUCGAUCUAUUGCAAAACGCGCGGGACGCUAUUGCUGCAGAUCCGAGUCAAGCAUCAAUCAUCCUCGCCAAGCUACAGCAUCCGGUCAAAGCAUCCUUCGAUUCCAUCAAUGACAGUCUCAAAGAGACCCAUAGUGGCCUCAACAAAUACUCGAAGGCCUUGGACAAGCUAUUCAAAGACAGACCCCUCCCGAGCACGGAACAUGACCUCCUCUCAUCCCAGGAACACCUCAUCAACCGGGCCAUCGCGAUGCACCUGCUGAGGGAGGGGCAGUUCUCGGUGGCGGACACCUUCCUCUCCGAGAUGGCGGAAACGAAGGCGGCGGAGAAAAAGCAAGCCAACACGACAAACGCCACCGAAAAUGCCGCAUCCCUCCUCGACAUCGACGAGGUUCCAUCUGGCGAGGUGCACAAACAGUUCGCCACGAUGUACUACAUCCUCCACGAGUUGAAAGAGAAGAACAACCUGCUGCCCGCCAUACAAUGGGCCCGGGACAAUGACGAGGCGCUGGCGGCGCGGGGGAGCAACCUCGAGUUCGAGCUCUGUCGGCUGCAGUUCGUCUGGCUCUUCCACGGGUCCCACGAGCAGCAGGGUCCGACCCCGGCCGGACGACAGGCGGCUCUGGCAUACGCCCGCCGCGAGUUCCACGGCUUCCUGCCCCGGUACCUGCGCGAGGUGCAGCAGCUCAUGGGCGCGAUGGCCUUCUGCCCCAACCUGCAAGAUUCGCCCUACCGGAGCAUCUUCAGCAACCCCUCGGCAUGGUCCGACGUAGCACAUUCGUUCACGCGGGAGUUCUGCUCGCUGCUCGGCCUCUCCGCGGACUCGCCCUUAUACAUCGCCGCCACCGCCGGCGCAAUCGCCCUCCCAACCCUAUUGAAACUCCAGACCAUCAUGAAAGCCAAACGGACCGAGUGGACCACCGAGAACGAGCUACCGGUAAGAAUGCCCCGUGAAAAAAAGAAAAAGCCCCCGCAUACCGCGAGAAUUCUAAUAACGCUCACGCCCGGCAGGUCGAAAUCCCCCUCCCCCCAUCCUACCUCUUCCACUCCAUCUUCGUCUGUCCCGUUUCCAAGGAACAGACCACCGACGAGAAUCCACCCAUGAUGAUGCCCUGCGGGCACGUCAUUGCCGAGGAAUCCCU
Messenger RNA from Aspergillus uvarum CBS 121591, 1507 nucleotides. Its product is annotated as ubiquitin-protein ligase RMD5. The transcript is spliced from 3 exons. NCBI's taxonomy places the organism in Eukaryota, Fungi, Ascomycota, Eurotiomycetes, Eurotiales, Aspergillaceae. Gene Ontology annotation, biological process: proteasome-mediated ubiquitin-dependent protein catabolic process. The coding region runs from base 286 to 1470 and encodes 394 amino acids. The record is from RefSeq and is a predicted model, not a curated record. Gene Ontology annotation, cellular component: nucleus; GID complex; cytoplasm. Gene Ontology annotation, molecular function: ubiquitin-protein transferase activity; protein binding.